Molecule: messenger RNA, 1178 nt
Organism: Nelumbo nucifera (sacred lotus)
Lineage: Eukaryota; Viridiplantae; Streptophyta; Magnoliopsida; Proteales; Nelumbonaceae
Product: vacuolar protein-sorting-associated protein 37 homolog 1-like
Biological process (GO): protein targeting to vacuole; ubiquitin-dependent protein catabolic process via the multivesicular body sorting pathway; protein targeting to membrane
Cellular component (GO): ESCRT I complex
Source: RefSeq, a predicted model, not a curated record
AUCGUGUAAUUUCGUUUCAGCAGCAUUAGAGGGCGAGCGAACGAGCGAAAGAAAUCGUCUCUGCUUCGCGUUCCCAUAAACAGAGACGAUCUCCUCCUCUGUUCUCUCUAUUUUUUAUUCUUUUUUUUCUGUUCAUUUUCGUUUUAUUCUCCGCUGCAAGAAUUGAUUUCAGGGUUUGUCUUUUCCAAGUUCGAGAUUCCUCUUUCUUGGGUUGAGGUCCUUGAGGAUCGAAGGAGCCGUUUCAGCCAUGUUCAAGUCCUUCUGGGGUUCUCAAGAGCAACAAUCUCAGCCACGUCCUCGGGAGGUUACUGCACAGGCGUGGUAUCCUCCUUCUGUUGUUAGCUCACCAGGUUCAUCCCGUCCAUCUACACCUGGCAGUAGCUCUUCAGCUUCUGCCAGCUUCAAUGUACAAAGGCCUUCAGAACGGCCAUAUUCUGCAUCACAAGGGCAACUUUCACAUGCCGAAGCUGCGAGCAUAAUUAACUUGUUGAAAGACAAAAGUGUUGAUGAAUUGCGAAAGCUUUUGUCUGACAAGGAUGCAUAUAAUCAAUUAUUGCUAUCACUUGAUCAAGUGAGAACACAAAACAAUGUACGGGAUGAACUUCGGAAGGAAACUCUGCAGCUUGCAAGGGAGAACUUGGAGAAAGAACCACGCAUCUUGGAGCUUAGGAACCAGUGCAGAAUUAUCCGGACAACAGAGCUAGCUGCUGCCCAGGAGAAACUAAAUGAUCUUGAAAGACAGAAGGAAGAAACACAGAAGUUCUUUUCUGCUUCUAGCUUGCUCCAGAAGCUUCAAGAGGCAAUGAACAAGGCAGAAGAAGAAUCUGAAAUUCUUCACAGGCAACUGCUAGAUAGGGAGAUUGACCUGCCGGCUUUCAUACAGAAAUACAAGAAGGUCCGGAUAACUUAUCAUAAACGGGCACUCACCCAUCUUGCAGCCAGGGCAUCCUGUGUAUGACUCAAAAAAUGUGCAGAAACAUUAUUUUCGUAGUGUCCAAAUAUGUGCAGAAACAUGAAGGAAGGGAUGCUUGCUUUUUAUAGUGUCUCAGAUGAUACAAUUGCUUGUGAUUGGAUUGGAACAAAAUGUAUCUUAUUUCUGCUUCUAUGUCUUCUCAAUUUGUGUGCCUUCAUCCUUCUUUCUCUCUCCAACAUGAGCAGCCUUUGAGGUUUUGGUUUCA